AUAGAAAAUAGAAUUAUAUAAUUACAAAAUCUUCCCAAAAGAUUCUAUCAAUUUCCGAAUUCUGCACCCAGUAUUAUUAUUAACCGUGCUGGCCCAUUGAUGUCCAUGGGCCAUAAACUUCCUUCCCACGUCUAAGUCUUGUAAGCCCAUUAGGACUAUGAUUAAAUUGAAGAAACCUAGAAUUGUGGAUUAAGGCCCAUAACCUAGAAUUUGAUGAUGGAAAGCGGUGGAAGGUUGGAGAGACGUCUCGUUCCUAUCCAAACUGGAAGUGUCCAGAAGGGUGAGGAAAGCGCCACAAUCCUCUUUCACCUCCUAUAUAGAGAGCUCAUCUCUAUCCCUUUCAUCAUCAAGAAAUCGUUCGAAGCCUGCGUACGAGAUAUUUCGCCUUUAAGCAAAUCAAUUCAAUUUGAUCGAUCGACCAAAAAAUGGCACUCAUUUCAAGUGUUCUUGGUGGUGGCCGACGGAGCAACAUCUUUGAUCCCAUCUCUCUAGAUAUCUGGGAUCCCUUCGAAGGCUUUCCUUUUAGCACCACUCUUGCCAACGUUCCUAACAGUGCUCGCGAAACCUCUGCCUUCGUCAACACCCGUAUUGAUUGGAAAGAGACUCCCGAAGCUCAUGUUUUCAAGGCGGAUCUUCCAGGGUUGAAGAAGGAGGAAGUGAAGGUUGAGGUUGAAGAGGGCAGAGUACUUAAAAUUAGUGGAGAGAGGACUAAAGAGCAGGAGGAGAAAAAUGAUAAAUGGCAUCGGGUGGAGAGGAGCAGCGGCAAGUUCCUUCGCCGGUUCAGGUUGCCGGAGAAUGCAAAGAUGGAUGAAGUCAAGGCUACUAUGGAGAACGGUGUGCUAACUGUGAGGGUUCCAAAAGAAGAGGUGAAGAAGCCGGAGGUGAAGGCGAUCGAGAUAUCUGGUUAAGUCAUUAAAAGGUUGACGGCCAUCAGGAGACAUGAUGUUUUCAAAUUUAGCUACUGCAGGAGUCUUGAAUGAUGUGGAUGGUGUGUUACUUUGACAGACUGGGCAUGUGUAUUUUUGGUUGUGUUUUUCCUGUUGGUUUUAAUAAAUGUGUAUCAUAAGGUGUGUUUUAAAGUAUAUAAAUGAAUAAUUUUCUUUAAUUAGAAA
Messenger RNA from Vitis vinifera (wine grape), 1112 nucleotides. Its product is annotated as 18.1 kDa class I heat shock protein. The transcript has a single exon. The record is from RefSeq and is a predicted model, not a curated record. NCBI's taxonomy places the organism in Eukaryota, Viridiplantae, Streptophyta, Magnoliopsida, Vitales, Vitaceae. The coding region runs from base 426 to 908 and encodes 160 amino acids. Gene Ontology annotation, biological process: response to salt stress; response to hydrogen peroxide; protein complex oligomerization.